Delphinapterus leucas (beluga whale) is the source of this 1020-nucleotide messenger RNA. Lineage: Eukaryota; Metazoa; Chordata; Mammalia; Artiodactyla; Monodontidae. The record is from RefSeq and is a predicted model, not a curated record.
AUGAACUCCAGCGGCCCGGGUUACCCGCUCGCCUCGCUCUACGCGGGCGACCUGCACCCCGACGUGACUGAGGCCAUGCUCUACGAGAAGUUCUCGCCCGCUGGCCCCAUCCUGUCCAUCCGCGUGUGCCGCGACGUGGCCACCCGCCGCUCGCUGGGCUACGCCUACAUCAACUUCCAGCAGCCGGCCGACGCGGAGCGGGCACUGGACACAAUGAACUUUGAGGUGAUCAAAGGCCAGCCCAUCCGCAUCAUGUGGUCCCAACGAGACCCAGGACUUCGCAAGUCAGGUGUCGGCAACAUCUUCAUCAAGAACCUGGAAGACUCCAUUGACAACAAGGCCUUGUAUGACACCUUCUCCACCUUUGGGAACAUCCUCUCUUGCAAGGUAGUGUGUGAUGAUCGUGGCUCCCGAGGCUUUGGCUUUGUGCAUUUUGAGACCCACGAGGCUGCACAGAACGCCAUCAGCACCAUGAACGGGAUGCUGCUGAAUGACCGCAAAGUCUUCGUUGGCCACUUCAAGCCCCGACGGGAGCGGGAUGCAGAGCUGGGAGCUCGGGCCAUGGAGUUCACCAAUAUCUACGUGAAGAACCUCCACGUGGACGUGGAUGAGCAGUGCCUGCAGGACCUCUUCUCCCAGUUUGGGAAGACACUGAGUGUCAAGGUGAUGAGGGAUGAUGGCGGCCACUCCCGCGGCUUUGGCUUUGUCAACUUUGAGACGCAUGAGGAAGCCCAGAAGGCUGUGAUGGACAUGAACGGGAGGGAGGUGAGUGGACGGCUGCUCUACGUAGGCCGGGCCCAGAAGCGGGUGGAGCGGCAGAAUGAGCUGAAGCGCAGGUUCGAGCAGAUGAAGCAGGACCGGCUGACCCGUUACCAGGGUGUGAACCUGUAUGUGAAGAACUUGGAUGACUCCAUCGAUGAUGAGAAACUGAGGAAAGAGUUCUCUCCCUAUGGAGUGAUCACCAGUGCCAAGGGAUUUGGUGCUGCGCUGCUCCUUCUGGAGUUUGGGAGCUGGGUCUGA